AUGCAGCUCUCUCUGCUGCUCCUCCCGCUCUUCUCAGCAGCAGUCGCUGAGCCAGAUCCAUUCUCAUUCCAAGCGCCCUUUCUCAGAAAGCCAUUCCGACCAGCAGCCGCACACACAGCAGCGACAUCUCCUAAAAGUUACGACGGUCAUGUUGCGCUCAGGGUCCCCUACACUACAUCAGAAGAGGUGGCCAUCCUCUACAAUGUCUCCAGUCACAUGAACCUCGAUAUCUGGUCAAAAACGCCUGCAUACGUGGAUAUUGCAUUGCGUGAAACACAGCUAGAUGCGCUCUACCGACAAAUUCCAGCAUCCCUGUACGAAAACGCACGACCUUUGGUGCGCAAUCUGGGCCAAUCAGUCAGGCGUAGCAUGCCAGAUGCUAGCAAUGACUUUUUGAGUACCCUGGCAACGACGACAGACAUUCAUGACGCCUUCUUUAGCGAUUUUCAAACAAUCGAAGCAGUCAAUGCCUUGAUGACCUUGCUCGUGGCCAUGCAACCUAGCCAUACGUCGCUCGUCAAUCUAGGCAAGUCUUUUGAAGGUCGUGACAUUCUCGGCGUCAAAAUUGCAAAGCCUGAGCAGAAGAGUACAAAGAAGAAGAGCAAGAAGCAAGCGAAACGAAAACUUGUUUUAGUCACGGGCGCUCAACACGCUCGCGAAUGGAUCUCAGUGUCAAGUGUUGCCUAUCUUGCACAUGCCCUUGCAACAGGCAACAAUGGUGAUGCACAAAUUGCAGAAUUGACAAAUCACUUUGACUGGGUGUUUUUGCCAACGCUCAAUGUGGAUGGAUACGACUAUAGCUUCCAGGACCGACUCUGGCGUAAGAAUCGCCAACCCACAUCCGUUCCAUUUUGCAAAGGAAUCGAUCUCGAUCGGAAUUGGGACUUUGGAUGGGAUGAGCAGCAGCAUGUCCUCUCCAACCCAUGCAGCGAAAACUAUCAAGGCGCAAAAGCGUUUGAAGCACAGGAAACAAAGCUCAUGUCACAAUACAUGACUUCUCUGAAGAAGGAAUACAAUGUGCUUGGCUUCUUGGACUUGCACUCGUACGCACAAACCAUUCUCUACCCCUAUGCACUUUCCUGCAAGCUCAACGUCCGCGACGAAGAAACCUUGCUAGAGCUUGGCAUCGGUGCCAGUCGUGCCAUGAAGCACAUUUCUGGUGAAACGUAUCAGACUGAAUCUGCCUGCAAUCAAGAUGGCCACAUCCUUGCUGGUGUCAAUUCCGGAGCUGCAUUGGACUGGGUGUAUCACUCCGGUGUCGAGUGGAGUUUCGUUAUCAAGUUGAGGGAUACAGGCAACUACGGGUUCUUGGUACCAAAGGAAGAGAUUGUACCCAAUGGUGAAGAGAUGCUUGCUUUCCUCAAGUACUAUGGUGAAUUCAUCUCUACCAGGUAG
This is a messenger RNA of Protomyces lactucae-debilis, 1395 nucleotides long. RefSeq lists its product as uncharacterized. The transcript has a single exon. Gene Ontology annotation, molecular function: metallocarboxypeptidase activity; zinc ion binding. Gene Ontology annotation, biological process: proteolysis. The coding region runs from base 1 to 1395 and encodes 464 amino acids. Lineage: Eukaryota; Fungi; Ascomycota; Taphrinomycetes; Taphrinales; Protomycetaceae. The record is from RefSeq and is a predicted model, not a curated record.